This is a messenger RNA of Paramecium tetraurelia, 1245 nucleotides long. RefSeq lists its product as uncharacterized. Gene Ontology annotation, biological process: protein dephosphorylation. The transcript is spliced from 2 exons. NCBI's taxonomy places the organism in Eukaryota, Ciliophora, Oligohymenophorea, Peniculida, Parameciidae. Gene Ontology annotation, molecular function: protein serine/threonine phosphatase activity. The record is from RefSeq and is a predicted model, not a curated record.
AUGAGUGCUUAACAUAAAAAGCUUUUCGAACUUAAACAAAAACAAGGAGUAGUCUCCUUUAAUAGAAGUUCUCACAUAUUGCUUCCAUUAAGUUCUCUGAAAUCACAACAAACAAUUUCAGAUGUUUAGGUUCAACUAGGCUCCCUUAGAACCCUCCCCGAUAUUAACUCAAGUCCUAAGAUUGAAACCCAAUCGAAAUGGUCAAAAUUAUAAAAAAUUUCCUAAACUUUCAGAUCCCCAAAUAGGAACCUCGUAAUGCCUGCUAAAAGGAGUUCCAUAUAGAGAAUGUCAAUUUCAUAGUAGUUUAAAAAUGUGGUUAAAUUUACAAGUUCAAUGUACGAAUUUCAAAUAAAUCAUAGAUAAUUUGAUGGUCUUGAUGCAGCCAAGAAUAUUGUCAAAAACAGCGAUGCAGUAGUGGUGAAGAUGUAAAAGACCCAGAACAUUGACUAUCUAGCAGUAGGAUUAGGAAAUAGUCAUGGUAACCAGGGUUUAAAUUUUUCGAAAAUAAUCACUCAUUGUGCAUUAGACUAAAUAGUGCAUGCCAUCAACGUCAUACCCAUAAUUGGAUUGGGGUUGUAAAUACAAUAAAGUUUCUAAAAUAUCUACUAGAAAGUGGAACAAAAUCUGAUAGAGUAAACCGAUUUUGAUGUAAAGAACAAUGGGUGUUCAUUAUUAUCACUGAUUGUUGUCAAUAAUACCAUAUACUGUGCCAAUUUAGGGGAUUCCAAGGCUGCCUUUUUCUAUAGAAAAGAUUUUGAUCCGAGUGGACCAAAAGAAAUCAGAAAGUUUGUCUAGAAGAAUUUAAAUUUUGUUCAUGACACGAACAAUAGUAAAGAGGUGCAAAGGAUAUUAAACAAAGGUGGCAAAAUAGAUUAAGCAGUAUACAAAGGGAAGAAAGUGUGGGAAUUUGAAGGUGUGGGUACUAAAUAAAAUUAACCUGGUGUCAAAUUGACAAGAUGUUUUGGUAAUUUGAUUGGCAAGACAGUUGGAAUGAGUGCUGAACCAGAGUUUUCAGAGUUUAAGGUUCCUAAAUCAGGAUACUUAUUGAUUGGAUCAACAGGAUUAUGGGAAAUCUUGGAUGUUUUAGUCAUCGAUUAAAUUUUAGAUGCUCAUUUUCCUCCAACUUGCUAGGAGGACAUUGAUUUAGCAAUAAAAUAGAUAGGUGACCAAACAAAAAAAUAUUGGGAUUAAGAUGGAGAAGGCUUAAUUGAUAUCUCUCUAAUUUUGAUUUAUAUAUAAAUGUGA